Molecule: messenger RNA, 1223 nt
Organism: Larimichthys crocea (large yellow croaker)
Lineage: Eukaryota; Metazoa; Chordata; Actinopteri; Sciaenidae
Gene: nipsnap3a
Product: nipsnap homolog 3A (C. elegans)
Exons: 7
Coding region: 118-933 (271 amino acids)
Cellular component (GO): mitochondrion
Source: RefSeq, a predicted model, not a curated record
CAGGAUGUGUCCAGCAUGUUUCUCAUAGAUGGCGUCAGCCUUUUCCAGACUGGUGAUGUGGACCGGAACCCGACCGGACGCCACGACUGAGAACCAGCACGACUUCCCGCCCUGUGGAUGAGAUCCAAAAAUUUCACAGACAACAUGUUGAAGAUCAGCUGCUCCGCUCUGAGAUCAGCUGCUGCUCCGAGAUCAGCUGCUGCUCUGAGAUCAGCUGCUGCUCCGAGAUCAGCUGCUGCUGCUGCACAGCCUCAUGCCCGUCUCUCCAUGAGUCCCCAGCAGGAACACAGAACUUUCUAUGAAUUUCGGACCUACAGUAUCCGACCAGACCAGAACGCGGCCUUCCUCAAACUGACCAAUGAAAAGAUCCACCUGCGCACCGCCCACUCUGAGCUGAUUGGCUACUGGACCGUUGAAUACGGAGGCCUCAACAAGGUUUUCCAUAUAUGGAAGUACGACAGUUACUCUCAGCGGUCAGGGGUCCGGUCCGCUCUGGCUCUGGACCGGUUCUGGAUGUCAGAGUACAUCUCGAAGGCGAUCCCGAUGUUGGCAUCUCAGGAUAACGAGGUCACCUACCUGGUUCCAUGGAGCCGCCUGCAGAGGCCGCCACAGGAGGGCGGUGUGUACGAGCUCGUCACCUUCCAGAUGCUUCCCGGGGGUCCGGCUCUGUGGGGCAACGCCUUCCAGGCCGCCGUGACGGCCCACGAUGCACCAGGGUAUGGCAAGCUGGUGGGAGCGUUCCACAGCGAGUUCGGGCAACGCAACCGAGUUCACGCCCUCUGGUGGUUCGAGAGCGCCGACCAGCGAGCUGAAAUUCGUCAUAAAGCUCACACUGACGCCAGAGUGGUCGCUGCAGUCAGGAGCAGCGUCGUCCAUCUCGUCUCUCAGGAGAACAAACUCAUGUUCCCGUGUCCGUUCUCGCCGAUGAAGUAACUUCCUGUCUUCACACCUGUACACCUCACUGUUAGCACUGCCCCUGUUCACGUAAUGAACCAAUCACAGGUCAGCGUGUCAGCGUCCUGUUUUAAAGAAGUCAGCUGUUCGACACGGCGAGGAUCAGCGACACUGAACAUCUCACAGCAGCAAUAAUUAAUUGUGAGUGACAGAUACAGCGUCCAAUCCUGAGCUCUGAAUUUUGGGUGUGGCUGACAAAUUGUGCCUUUAAUGCUAAGCUAAUGCUAACUGUCUGAUGAUAAACACAAUAAAGAUGAACUUUGAUCUUC